UUGACGUCAUUGACGUCAGCUGCGUUUGCCAGCUGCUGAUACAAAAAUAUUUUUACUUUUACAAAAUCAAUUUUACCUCUUGAUAUAAAUGUAUUUGUAUGUCAAUUUGUAAUAUUUAUUCACCAGUCUAUUUUCUAUGCUAGUUUAUGUAAAUAGGUAAUGUCAUACACUGAGCUCGAACAUGGGUAUCAAGGGUUGCGGCAAGCUACACAGCAACCACAGUUCUAUGUCGGUGAUGAUGGUAAUCUCGUCCCAAUAAGAUCUCCAGGCGAGUUGGAUCUCUGCGACUCCCUGGACCCACACUACGAUGGCGGCGGCAAGAAGGUUGUGGUGGGGGUGUGCGCCAUGGCCAAGAAAUCGCAGUCCAAGCCCAUGAAGGAGAUCCUCACGCGGCUCGACGAAUUCGAGUACAUCAAGAUGCUCGUCUUCCCUGAGGAGGUUAUCUUAAAGAGUCCCGUAGAGGAGUGGCCCAUCUGCGACUGCCUGAUAUCUUUCCACUCGAAAGGCUUCCCGCUGGACAAGGCCAUACAGUAUGAAAAACUGAGGAAGCCGUACGUUAUCAAUAAUCUUCAUAUGCAGUACGAUAUUCAGGAUCGCAGAAAAGUGUACGCUAUCUUAGAAGGAGAAGGAAUAGAGAUACCCAGAUAUGCAGUUUUGGAUAGAGACUCGCCGGAUCCUAAGCAUCAUGAGUUAGUGGAAUCCGAAGACCACGUAGAGGUGAACGGCGUGGUAUUCAACAAGCCGUUCGUAGAGAAGCCAGUGUCGGCCGAGGAUCACAACAUCUACAUAUACUACCCCACGUCCGCUGGUGGCGGCAGUCAGCGACUGUUCAGAAAGAUUGGAAGUCGUAGUAGCAUUUAUUCACCAGAAUCUAGAGUAAGGAAGACUGGAUCUUUUAUCUACGAAGAUUUUAUGCCUACUGAUGGCACCGACGUAAAAGUAUACACAGUGGGCCCGGACUACGCUCACGCAGAAGCCCGCAAGAGUCCCGCCCUCGACGGGAAAGUAGAACGCGAUUCCGAAGGAAAGGAGAUCCGCUAUCCCGUCAUUCUGUCUAACCAGGAGAAGCUGAUCUCGAGGAAAGUCUGUCUGGCCUUCAAACAAACGGUGUGUGGAUUUGAUUUGUUAAGAGCGAACGGCAAAUCAUUCGUCUGCGACGUGAACGGGUUUUCCUUCGUGAAGAACUCUAACAAGUACUACGAUGACUGCGCGAAGAUACUGGGCAACAUGAUCCUGCGCGAGCUGGCGCCGACGCUGCACAUCCCGUGGUCCGUGCCCUUCCAGCUGGACGACCCGCCCAUAGUGCCCACUACGUUUGGCAAGAUGAUGGAGUUGAGAUGCGUGGUGGCCGUCAUACGCCAUGGCGACAGAACGCCCAAACAGAAGAUGAAAGUUGAAGUGCGACACCCAAGAUUUUUCGAAAUAUUCGAGAAAUAUUCCGGCUUCAAGCGCGGCCACGUGAAACUAAAGAAACCCAAGCAACUGCAGGAGAUCCUGGACAUUGCGCGCGCACUUCUAGCUGAUAUACACACGCGGCACGCCGACCCCGAGAUAGAGGAGAAACAGGGAAAAUUGGAACAGCUUAAAAGCGUGCUCGAGAUGUACGGCCACUUCUCAGGCAUAAACCGCAAGGUCCAGAUGAAGUACCAGCCACGCGGCCGGCCCCGAGGCUCCAGCUCUGACGACGGUAACGCGCCCCCAGUACACGUAGAGGGCGCCGGCGAGCCGUCGCUGGUGCUGAUCCUCAAGUGGGGCGGCGAGCUCACUCCGGCGGGGCGCAUCCAGGCGGAGGAGCUGGGCCGGAUGUUCCGCUGCAUGUACCCCGGCGGGCAGGGCCGGCAUAUACCCGGUGAAGGCGGCACCCAAGGCCUAGGGCUCCUGCGUCUCCACUCCACAUUCCGGCACGACCUGAAAAUAUACGCGUCAGACGAGGGUCGAGUCCAGAUGACGGCCGCGGCGUUCGCCAAGGGACUGCUGGCUCUGGAAGGCGAACUGACGCCCAUUCUGGUGCAGAUGGUUAAAUCAGCUAAUACCAAUGGGCUGCUGGAUAAUGAUUGUGAUUCUUCGAAGGUGCAGAAUAUGGCGAAAGCGCGCCUCCACGAAGCAAUGCAAGUGGACCGCGAGUUCACCGAGCAGGACCGCCAGCGCAUCAACCCCUGCGAGAGCCUCAGCAUCAGCGCCGCCAUGGAGUUCGUCAAGAACCCGGUGCGCUGCUGCGCGCACGUGCACACGCUCAUACAGCAGCUCGUGCACAUCGUGCUGGUGAAGAAGGACGACCCCAAGACUAAAGACACCAUACUCUACCACGGCGAGACAUGGGAGCUGAUGGGCCGCCGCUGGGGCAAGAUCGAGAAAGACUUCUGCACAAAGAACAAGACGUACGACAUCUCCAAGAUCCCGGACAUCUACGACUGCAUCAAAUACGAUCUUCAGCAUAAUCAACAUGCGUUGCAGUUUGACUUGGCCGAGGAGCUGUAUAUGUACGCCAAGUAUUUGGCAGACAUUGUUAUACCGCAGGAAUAUGGUCUGACGAUGCAAGAAAAGCUAACGAUUGGGCAGGGGAUCUGUACGCCGCUGCUCAAAAAGAUCCGCGCGGACCUGCAACGGAACAUAGAGGAAUCCGGCGAGGAGACGGUCAAUAGACUCAACCCAAGGUACAGCCACGGCGUGUCGUCGCCGGGCCGGCACGUGCGAACGCGUCUGUACUUCACCAGCGAGAGCCAUGUUCACUCCUUACUCACCGUGCUACGCUUCGGCGGGCUGUUAGAUGUGCUAAAAGACGAGCAGUGGCGGCGCGCAAUGGAAUACGUGUCCAUGGUCUCGGAGCUCAACUACAUGUCGCAGAUCGUCGUUAUGCUGUACGAGGACCCUACGAAGGACCCUUGCUCUGAAGAAAGGUUCCACGUAGAGCUGCACUUCAGCCCCGGCGUGAACUGCUGCGUGCAGAAGAACCUGCCGCCUGGCCCCGGCUUCCGGCCGCACAGCCGGAAUCAUUCCACUACUAAUAACUCUAGCUCCUCCGAAGAAGUGAAGUGUAUAGAAGAAGAGGCGGAGGACGACCAGAUGGCGAGUCAAGAGACGCUACAACCGGACACCGACGAACUGGACAACACGUUUUCUCCAAGGAAAAAUUCUAAAUCUAAAUUGAGGCCUUCAGAUCCGAUUCCAAUUUGCAACCUGCACUACACGGUGAGCGGGCACGAGGCGGUGUCGCUGGCGGCGCGCCUCAACGAGCUGCGCGCGCGGCCCGACCACUCCUCGCACCGCGAACACAGCGAAGAGAAAGAGCAGAACGCCAGCGAGGACCCGCAGCCGCGCGCGCGCAGCUACGACCAGCACAAGCAGCACGACAGCGAGGCGGGGCCGGGGCCGGGGCGCGUGGCCUCGUGGCCCCGCCUCGAGGAGUCAUUGUGGCGCGGCGCAGGGCGGCGCCAGCGGCACAGCAUCGCCGGACAGAUGAGCUACCUCAAGAUGCUGGGGCUGGCGCGCGGCAAGGCGGCCGGCGCCGCGGGCCUCUUCAGCACGGCCGUCAUCUCCGGCUCCAGCUCCGCGCCCAAUCUACGCGUCUGCAUACCCUCCUCUGCAGCGAACAACACCGCGCUGGAAGGUUUCGGGGGCGUGCCGGCCAUCCGGCCCCUGGAGACGCUGCACAACGCGCUGUCGCUGCGGCAGCUGGACGUGUUCCUGGAGCGCGUCACGGCCGCGCCCGUGCUGCUCGGCACGCCGCCCGCCGUCCCCACCAAGCCCGCCUCGCCCACCAACAGCGUGGGCUGGAGCGGGCCGUCGUCCCUGAUGUCGUCGUCGGGCGAGCUGCCCAGCGCGCUGUCCUCCGCCGGGCCCUCCUCGCCCAACUCCAACUACGCCUCCAACUCGGACCAUAAGAACUCUUCUGAAAGUAGCAAUUGGAGUAAAAAUGUGGCGAGCAAGCUCCCCCAGUGGGACGGGGAGGCGGCCACUCUGUGCGGCGCCGACGCGGGCCUGCCGCCUUUCGCGCACCACCCAGGUUCUUCUGUUAGCGGGGACGUGACUCCCGUGUCGCUCGCCUCGGAGCUGGAGUUCAACAGCAACGAGGCUACGGCCGGCUCCAUCACCGACCACGACCUUAUGAGUGCAGAAGGCGAGGACGAGGAGGAGACGCUCUCGAUGGGCCCGCACAGCAGCUCGCCUCUGUGCUUCAUUAGGAACGACCUCGCGCUCCCCGCGCACAAGCUCGACAACUGCCGCGCCUCCACCAGCCAAGCGCCCGACGCAACCCCCGACUUGCACAAGUCCAAGGACAACAUCGAUAGUGUUAACAUUAAUAUAGAUAGCGAAAAAAAUAACAAAUACACGAAAGUAGACUCCUCGCACUAUUUGAGCAACCUAAACUCGCUAAACGACACCGGCAAGAACAAAAACAAGAAGAAUGAACUGCUGAAUAAUGGGAGCAGAAGAUAUAGCGACAGUAGCGCGCAGAAAAGCAACGCUGCGGGAGCUGUGACGGGCAGCCGGUUCACGACGACGUUAGUCGCCGAGGACUUGUUGCGACCGAGCACAUCGAAGGAGAGUAAGUCCAACAACAACAUGCCUAACGUCCCACCGGAGGCCACCGCGCCCUCGGUCACCAAAGCUAACAAUGCUGCCAUCAAGCCUGGCUUCACGAUCACAGACGAUUAAUGUUAGACCACACCUAUCUUAGUGUGUACACUGUGCACCAUGCUUUUUCAGAAUUACAUGUUAUAGUUUAAGAUGAAUUGUGAUAUUGUCAGAAAACACUAAUAGUGUGCAAGCUGCCAGAUAGGCUGUUAAGUAGAUUUUUUUAAAUUAUACAAAUUAUCCACUAUCACUCAUUAAAAUUUACAUAUGUAUAACUCGUUGAUAAGUUCAAAUGCACAGAUUCAAUGCAAAUGUUUCAUACAUGCUUUUGCUAGGACUGCUUGCACAAAAUAAAUCAAAUGUAUUUAAUUUGUAGUUAAAUGCUAUUUGCAAUCCAGUUUUUUAAUAGUAUAUACACGUUUUCAGAUAAUGAACAGCAUCUUGAAUCACCAGACUGCCUGGAAUAGACAAUUGUAUUAGAAUUCAUUCCAUACAUGCAUCCUUAUCAUUAUGUUAUAUUGAAUGUACAACAAACAUACUUAGUGAAACUAAUAGGAAAAAGUCUAUGAGAAAAUAUAUUAACUUCUAUAAAUAA
Molecule: messenger RNA, 5170 nt
Organism: Cydia fagiglandana
Lineage: Eukaryota; Metazoa; Arthropoda; Insecta; Lepidoptera; Tortricidae
Product: inositol hexakisphosphate and diphosphoinositol-pentakisphosphate kinase
Exons: 29
Coding region: 160-4656 (1498 amino acids)
Biological process (GO): inositol phosphate biosynthetic process; inositol metabolic process
Cellular component (GO): cytosol
Molecular function (GO): 5-diphosphoinositol pentakisphosphate 1-kinase activity; diphosphoinositol pentakisphosphate kinase activity; inositol hexakisphosphate kinase activity
Source: RefSeq, a predicted model, not a curated record